UUCAAAUAUUGUAAUUUUAUUGUCAGUUUCUUCCUUUUAUGUUCGAAAAUUUAUUUAUGAUGAAAAUUUAUAUUUAAAAGAAUGUCUACGCAUAAGAAAUUUAAACGUAAAAUAAGUAAAAAGACCGCCAGAGGUGGUCUUUUGGAUAGGUACAGUCCUUUCACAGAAUUGUUCAAAGUGCCGGCUACAAGUCUGAAGAAAACGGUGAAUGUAUUUGAAAGCUAUCAGCCUGAGCCUGGGAAUGUUUGGACUAUAAUAUUUCUCAGACUUAUGUAAAAUGGAACGUCGGUGAGACGAACAUCAACGUAACCGAAACUCACGCAGAUUACGUUCCCGCCCCUGAAAGUUUUUCCAAAAAGAGAAAAAAACGCAAAUCAUAUACUGGCGUGCCACCUAUUAGCAAGACUGUGGAUGAAAUAUGGCUGGAAGAAAGAGAAUCUUCACAACGGAGAGGCAAGCAGGAGUUCAAGCAGUUCAGGAAGAAGAGGAAGAUCGCUGACAAGAUGAGAGGUAACUGCCUCCACAAUACAGUAUUAGGUAUGGUUGGACCAGAUUGGUAUCAAGAACUUUCCCCAAAGCAACUUGAAACCGUUGAUCAUCUAGAGCGAUGCAUAUUGCAAGAUUAUGUAAGCAAGGGCUACAUCAAUACUAAAGAAAAUAUGGCUGCCUUAGGUUUGGUGUUACGUCCAAAUCAACAAAAACUAGAGAGAGCUUUGCAAAUUUGCUGCGGCGAUCCCGUAGAGUUCCUGCUAACCCUUUAUCAAUUAAGCAAUCCAAAGAGAAAAAAAUACUCCGUCAAUGAUAGACUGAUUCUAUCAGCUGUUGUCCAUUUAACUAUGACCUUCACAUUGAGAGAGUUGCAUGUUAGAAUUCCUUCUCCACCAAGGAAACCUAAGGUAGUUCAAGAGGAGCCACAAGAAGUAAAAAAGGCGAAAUAUAAGUCUCCAUAUUUGGUGCCGUACACGUUCAAACCAGAGCCACCAGCUCAUACUGGAGAGUAUAUCAACAGUCAAAUUCAACAUCCUGAAAGUCCGUAUUUUAGUUACCUCGAAGAUCUGGCAGGAGAAAUGGCGCAAAUGAGGGAAGAUCCAAAUCUAGGCAUUAUGAGUAGAGGGCUAGAUGGCACCGAGAUUGUAUAUGAAAUUCAGGCAGCUCAAGACUACUAUAACGAAAUACAUGAAACCAACAUGAACUGUAUUCUGCCACCAACAAUUCUAGUACCUUUAGAAAAAGAUCAAAGGAAUGCUAUUGAUGAUACUAAAGCUUUGCUUGAUGACUUAAAAGAAAUGACGGUGAAUGCACCAUUUGUUAAGGUCCAGGGAAUAGUUUUCGUCAACGCUGGGAAACGGGAAGCAUGACUGUUAUUGUGCAGAAUCAGUUGAGUACUACAGGAAGGUGGAGUGGGAGAAGACACAGCGUUGCAUGCAGCCUCGCCAAACGCUAGCGUUCUGGGGUCCGAUCACGUAAAGUGGUCAUCACUAAUUUAGGUAGAGUAUUCUUCGUACAAGGAUCGUAUCAAUCAAGUGACGUUGAACAUCCGAUGUAUCAAUACGAAGAAAAAAAACCGAGUUUGUCUGCUUUGAACACAAACAUUGAAGACGAUUGCUGCAACGUUGGAGAGCAGGACGUUAAAUGCCUACCAGGAGCUCAACAACUAAAUGAAUUUGAGGACUCAGAAAUAGAAAAAUCGCCAGCACCAGCAUGCAACGAAGUACAUCCAACAUUUGAAGACUCCUCAAACGGAGAUGGUUGCAUCUGUACCAGCAAGCGGAUAAUUGGAAAACCUUUCAAUGGCGAAGCGCUUUUUGUCAAUGGUGGUAUAGUCUUUUCACGCAUUGGGCCAGCGUACUUGGUCUCCUAUUCUGUGGUGAGGGUUGAGGAGGCACAACCGUUGAAGAGGCCGAUAAUAUGCUGUAUGAAGGGUGCUGAGGAUUCGGGAUAUGGGGCAGCCAAAGGUGGGGCCUGCAUGUGUGUGGCUCAGCGUAAGGCUAUUCUGAGAAGAUAUCAACACUGUUAUCCUGUUACCUAUGUGAUCGGAGGGAUUGUUAUGACUGAGGUUGGUCCUGCUUAUAUGGUGUCCUCGGUUUGUAAGAAGAAAGAAAUUAAAAAACCAGAAGUAGAAACUGCGGAUCCAGACGCGUGCAAAUGUAAACAAGAAGUUGAUAGAUUUUUGAAACACAGGUGCGAAUGUGAAACGUGUCGAGCUCAAGAAAGAAGAGACAACGCUACUUUCAUAAUCGCCGGAAUGAAAGGGCAAGAAAUUGAUCCUCCCAUUCCAAUAAUAUCUGCAUGUGUGUCCCAGAAGAACUGUACCUGCCUGGAGAGAUAUGUGGAAAAAUUAAAAAGGAUGCAUGAGUACAGGCAGAGACUUGAGACUCGAUGGAGGAUGAUGUCUAUACAGAAUAAGUACGCUAUUGGAGGUGUCGUACAAACGGCCAGAGGUCCUAUGUACAUGGUGACUGGCAUCAGGCCCCCAAUACAAUGCGCAUGUGCGGAAAUGCUGCGAAAGCAAGAGGAAGAGAAGGAAGCUAGGAAGAGAAUGCCUGAACCGCCUCCAGCAGGGAGGAUCAAAUAUCAUAUACAGGGUGUCAGACAAAUGAAAUGCGGGCAGAGUGUGUAUAUUUUAUCACAGGCGCUGCCUGUUGAGCCGUGCCCCUGUGAGGAAUUGUUUAACAGGUAAAAAUUCUUAUCUACAGGCUCAAAAUUGUUUAAAGUAGACAAUCUUCGCUGUAUAUUACUAGAAUUCACGAA
Molecule: messenger RNA, 2751 nt
Organism: Acanthoscelides obtectus
Lineage: Eukaryota; Metazoa; Arthropoda; Insecta; Coleoptera; Chrysomelidae
Source: the annotation of a GenBank genome assembly